Molecule: messenger RNA, 1904 nt
Organism: Camellia sinensis
Lineage: Eukaryota; Viridiplantae; Streptophyta; Magnoliopsida; Ericales; Theaceae
Source: RefSeq, a predicted model, not a curated record
UUUGAUCUAGGAAUCAUGGGCACUUCCCCAAGGUAAAAUGCUUGUCCGACACAAACACGUGUCUGACACAUCCCGACACCCAUUCUAGAUUUUCAGACACAGGCUGAGACAUGGGGGCUUAUAUGCUAUUUUUAAAAUGUAUAAUAACAGGUCCAAAUGAUUAUAACAAACUGGUUCUAGAAAGAUGCUAGGGUGGUUAUAUGUUGGACAUAAAUGUUGCAAACAUGCUUUAAUGACAUUACAACUACUUGGAUUUAUAUAUAUUUAUAUAUUUAAUGACAAGGAACCCCUCCAAAGGUAGGGCCUCUUUUCACUCACCCCUGCUGGGUUACCUUGGAUAACUGUAACCACCUACAAGCCACAGUUAUCAGGUAAGUCAGGGAGUCACAACAUGAGAUGAAGACAAGUUGUGGUUGAUCUUUGAGCCGCUUGGCUACCCUGAUGGAGUUCCAGUUGGAUAUCUUAUGGAUUGAUAUAAGCAAAAGCCAAGUUUUGACCUUGGACCUCAAAAGUUCCCAGCAAAACCACCAGUCCUUCAACUCCUUCCAGCCUGACAGUUCAAUCUCACAGUGAAAAGAGUACUGAAAGCAUCCCUACUCCCCGAUCCGAAGGUGAAAUAGUGUUGUCCCCUAAUUUGAAACCCUUCUCUUUUAAUGAGUUAAAGAACGCCACCAAAAACUUCCGUCCCGACAGUCUUCUUGGUGAAGGAGGCUUUGGUUAUGUUUUUAAAGGAUGGAUCGAUGAACAUACACUUACUGCUGCAAAGCCUGGAACGGGUAUGGUUAUUGCUGUCAAGAAGCUUAAACCUGAGGGUUUCCAGGGCCACAAGGAGUGGUUGACAGAAGUUAAUUAUCUCGGCCAACUUCAUCAUCCAAAUCUGGUUAAACUUAUUGGCUAUUGCUCAGAGGGUGAUAACCGACUGUUGGUCUAUGAGUUCAUGCCCAAAGGAAGCUUGGAGAAUCACUUGUUUCGAAGAGGGCCCCAGCCGCUUUCGUGGGCAAUAAGGAUCAAAGUGGCAAUAGGUGCUGCUAAAGGCCUCUCUUUUCUUCAUGAUGCUAAAUCACAAGUCAUUUAUCGGGAUUUCAAAGCUUCUAAUAUCCUACUAGAUGCGGACUUCAAUGCGAAACUGUCUGACUUUGGAUUGGCCAAGGCCGGACCCACUGGUGACAGGACACAUGUUUCCACUCAAGUGAUGGGUACUCACGGCUAUGCAGCACCUGAAUAUGUUGCUACAGGUCGGUUGUCUGCAAAAAGUGAUGUAUACAGCUUCGGGGUUGUUUUGCUGGAACUAUUAUCCGGACAUCGUGCUGUCGACAAAUCAAAGGCUGGCGUGGAGCAGAACCUAGUGGACUGGGCAAAGCCGUAUUUGGGCGACAAACGAAAAUUAUUCAGAAUAAUGGACACAAAGUUGGAGGGUCAGUACCCCCAAAAAGGAGCUUAUGCAGCUGCUACAGUUGCCUUACAGUGUUUAAGCACUGAGCCCAAACUCCGACCACGAAUGGCAGAGGUGUUAGCCACGCUACAACAGCUUCAAACUCCCAAAAACGCAGCCAAACACACCCAGCCAGAGCAUCGGACUGUUUCUAAUUCUGUUGGUAAGUCAGCAGCAAGACAUCACCGGUCGCCGAUGAAUCCGACACCAUUAGCAUCCCCAUUGCCGCCCUAUCGGCAGUCACCACCUGUACGUUGAGCAUAUGUGCAUGCCGUGUUUCUGGGUAUUUUAGUGUAAAUCUUUUUUCUUCGGCUUUUACAUUUUGUUGUUUAUAUAAAAUGUUGUAGCGGAAUGUUUUGUGAUGGAAUAUUGGAUUAUGUAAAACAUUUAUUUCACCACCUUGUUUUUAAAUGUAUCAAUGUAGCUCUUAUGUAUUUUUUGGGUGGUGCAAAAUGUUUUUGUUUUUCAGUUU